CAGGAAAGUAUUUACCAACAUGCAGGAAAUAAUAUUGAUACUCCAGCUCACUUUAGAGCAUGGCUUGGAGAUACCUAUCUACAAAGAACAGUUGGUACUUGCCAGUCUGCUAUUCAAAAAUUAUCUCAAGAAACAUUUAAAACUGAUGAUAAUCCAGAGCUAGAGCUAGAAUUCGUCAAUGUGCCUGACAAUGUAAAUGAUUCUAAUGCUUUGAGAUUUCUCAUGGCUCAUUUACCUACUGAGCUUUAUAUUCGAAUGGAAGGAGCAAAUCCUGCUGGUAUCACAGCUUUCUUUACUUCAUUUAAAGAAUUAUGGCUGGCUAUAGUAAUAGAGACUCAAUGA
This is a messenger RNA of Paraglomus occultum, 342 nucleotides long. The record is from the annotation of a GenBank genome assembly. Lineage: Eukaryota; Fungi; Glomeromycota; Glomeromycetes; Paraglomerales; Paraglomeraceae.